Suricata suricatta (meerkat) is the source of this 2101-nucleotide messenger RNA. It is a transcript of the gene NAXD, whose product is annotated as NAD(P)HX dehydratase. The record is from RefSeq and is a predicted model, not a curated record. The transcript is spliced from 11 exons. Gene Ontology annotation, molecular function: ATP-dependent NAD(P)H-hydrate dehydratase activity. The coding region runs from base 1 to 1317 and encodes 438 amino acids. NCBI's taxonomy places the organism in Eukaryota, Metazoa, Chordata, Mammalia, Carnivora, Herpestidae. Gene Ontology annotation, biological process: metabolite repair.
AUGGCGGUGAAGCAGGUCCGCGCCCAGUGGGUUCCACACUCCUACUUCGGCCACCACGCCUCCACGCUGGGCCAUAUUUCUGCAGCCGAGCCUGAACGGGGCCUGGGGGCACACGGGCUGAAACCGACCGACUGGCACUGUAGGGAACGGAGCCGGCCUUGGCUCGGCCCUGUCUGGACACAAGUUUUAGAGAGAGCGUUCUCGUCGCGGAAAGCACACUCGGCGAGGGACAUGGAGGGCCCCUUGCAGCUGGUGAGGAGCCUCGUCCCUCCGCUGAGUGCCCAGAAGCACAAAGGCCAGGACGGAAGGAUAGGCGUGGUCGGCGGCUGCCAGGAGUACACCGGAGCCCCCUACUUCGCGGCCAUCUCCGCUCUCAAAGUGGGCGCAGAUCUGUCCCACGUGUUCUGCACCCGGGAGGCCGCGCCUGUGAUCAAGUCGUACAGCCCGGAGCUGAUCGUUCACCCCGUUCUGGCAGAGGGGCUGGAGCACCUGAGCGGGGGAGUGGCCGCGCCCAGCGGGUACUUUAAACGGCUUAUCUGCUGCUGCAUUCGUGGGCUGGCCCCGCCCCGCCCCGGGCACCUGCCUCCCGCAGCCUCUUGUGUGCGGAGCUGCCAGGGCCCCUGGCAGAGGGGCCGCGGUCAGGUCAGGGGGUCUGUUCUGUUAUUGGUCGGUGACCUGGGGUCCAGUUUGUCCGGAACCGCCUGCUUGUUCUCAUCAUUCCGCGGAGGCUGCCGGCUUGUCGCUCAGCAUGGCUCCCUUCUCUCGCAGGGCAUUUUAGAGGCUUCCAGGGCCAGGGACGUCCCCGUCGUCAUCGAUGCAGACGGGCUGUGGCUCCUCGCUCAGCACCCCGCCCUCGUCCACGGCUACCGCAGGGCCGUGCUCACCCCCAACCACGUGGAGUUCCACAGGCUCUCCGAGGCCGUGCUCAGGGGCCCCGUGGAUGGCACUGAUCGCCGCGAAGCCGUGCGGAGACUCAGCCAGGCCCUGGGGAACGUGACCGUGGUCCAGAAAGGGGAGCAGGACGUGCUCUCUGACGGCCAGCACGUGCUCGAGUGCGCCCACGAGGGCAGCGGCCGCAGGUGCGGCGGUCAGGGGGACCUGCUGGCGGGCGCCCUGGGCGUCCUGGUGCACUGGGCGCUGCUCGCCGGGCCCGAGAAGACAAACGGGUCCAGCCCCCUGCUCCUGGCCGCCCUGGGUGCAUGCGCUCUCACCCGCCAGUGCAGCCGCCAGGCCUUCGAGAAGCACGGCCGCUCCACCACCACCAGUGACAUGAUCGCGGAGGUCGGGCCUGCCUUCCGCAGACUCUUUGAACCCUGAGCCCAGGCCGCGGGAAGCUGGCGGUGCCAUGGAUGGGGACGCUGCCUUUGUCACAGGAGCCUCGUCACAUGUCCCCGUCCUCAGGGUACAAGAGCAGCGUGAUCCACGUGUUGAUUUUUGGCUUAAAUGUGUAGCUGGAGGUGUUAGGGGACACUGAACAGGAUUCCUGAACUUUCCUGGCCGCUGCUCAGCAGGGAUGGAGAGAGAGUGAAGAGAUGCGCACGGCCCGAGCCGCUGUGGGGACUCGCUCUCCUCCCCGAGUCAUGUGUCCCCACACGGGGUCCCAUCGGUUUUGUCCAGACACCGGCACAGUGAUGAGCUGUGCUUUUUAGCCUCGAGGCCCACUGGGCGAGUGGCCCUCAUGGUCUCGCUCAUGUUUGCUUUUUAAACAGCAAUUCGGUUGGAACCUGGCAGAGAAGCGUUAAUUGGUUGAAGGAUUUCAGUGUUUGGUUUUCGGAGGACACGACCCUGAGCGUGUGGGUGGGGCCCUGACGUGUCCCAUGAGUGUGCGGGGGCCCCUGCUUGGAGCUGGUGUGUGCUCAGGAGCAGGGUCCCGUCCAGAGGGGAGGUCUGGGCAGCGGCUCAUGGCCCGUGGUUCCUUCAAAAGGUGUUGGCCCUGCUUGGGGUGAUGCCGUGUGACCUCGGACCUCACAUGGAUCCUUUAAAACUUAUUUCUUGAAAACUGUCCCCUUGUUUCAGGUGUAACUUUAGAAACGUCACUGUCUUUGGGGGAAUUAUAUCUAAAUCCUGGUAACUAUUAAAAGGCAAAUCUGGUUUAUUUCAA